Molecule: messenger RNA, 796 nt
Organism: Alnus glutinosa
Lineage: Eukaryota; Viridiplantae; Streptophyta; Magnoliopsida; Fagales; Betulaceae
Exons: 1
Coding region: 85-735 (216 amino acids)
Source: RefSeq, a predicted model, not a curated record
CAAAGGGAAGCCACAGAGACGGGCGAGAAACAAAACAGACACCGCGAGAAAAUCCGAGAGAAAAUCUGCGGUUCGCAAGUAAAAAUGGCGUUUUACGUGGACGAAGAGGAGGUGUGGAAAUGUAUCAAACACCCCACGAAGCGCCGCCGGACUGGGAUAUGUCCGGUGUGUCUCCGUGAACGGCUCUCCGCGCUCUGUCCCGAGUGCGCCAACGCGCGGCCCUGUGCGUGCUCCGCUAACGCCGCGACGACGUCGUCUUCGUCCUCCUCGUCGUCUUCCGUCUCUCUCUUCUCGACCGACGGAGUCGGAGCCGUCGGGAGAGUCUCCAAUCUGAUCGACAGCGAACCAGCGUUCCGGAGGUCCAGAUCGCUAGCUAUUCCCUUCCUCCGGUCCAGGUCCCGGUAUGUUGGCGCCGAAAACGAACGGAAAGAACCGCCGUCGCCUCCGCCGUCUGUUAACAAAAGCAAAGCGUCACCGUUUUGGUCGGUGUUCAGGUCGACCAAGAGCAAGAAGGUUGAGACUAACGAAGAAGAGGACGAGGACGUGAGAGCGAGGAGGGCGAUGAUGACAAAGUCGAGAUCCGUCGCCGUUUCGGUGACUGCAGAUUCCGUUGCCGGCGUCGGAGAUAAAAGAGCGAAGGGAAGGGGUUGGUAUUUUCCGAGCCCGAUGAAGGCUCUCCGGCAGUCAAAGAUUGCGAAGGUGGUUCAGGAACGGUCUCCUUUGUACAGAGGUUGAUUUUUUUUUUUCUUUGUAGAAAUAAAAAACUAAUGAAUAAUAUUAAAAUAAUAUUUCAUCA